CUCUCUCUCUGAUCUGUGUUUUUAGUUUGGUUUGGUUUGAUUUGUUGCGAAGGACAUGCGUAUCGAUCUCCUUGGGUUUUGGACGAAGUCGAAGUCUCGAACAGAAAUCGAAGGGACUAGAAAAUGUUAGAAGUCAAAGAUCCUGCUAUUAAGCUCUUUGGGAAGACUAUCCCGUUGCCGGAGAAUCAGAUUCCGACUGAUCCAGUGGAGAAAUCCGAUCCGGAGUGUCAGGUUCCGGUUGAAUCAGAGGAAACGGGUGUAUGCAGAGAAACAAAAAAGACAGAGGAUGAGGGCAGUCCAACAGGAGAGUCUAGAAAUCAAGAUAGGUCUUCUGGCGAUGAUUGUAGGGAAGGCAAGCACCAAACUCCCACUGAAGAGGAGGAGAAAGCAACAAUAGAUUCUAAGCAAGAUGAAGACCAGGCUGAUACUGAUGUGGCCACCCAAGAGAAGAUUCUCAAGAAGCCUGACAAGCUCCUCCCAUGUCCUCGGUGCAACAGCUUGGACACAAAGUUCUGCUACUUCAAUAAUUAUAAUGUUAACCAACCUAGGCACUUCUGCAAGAACUGCCAGAGAUAUUGGACUGCUGGGGGAACAAUGAGAAAUGUUCCUGUUGGCGCGGGACGGCGCAAGAAUAAGAACUCAGCCUUGCAGUAUCGUCACAUGAUGAUGUCCUCUGAUGCAAUGUCAAGCACAAGGAUCGACCACCCUGAUUCAGCAAAUCACCAAGUUGCUUCCUGUGGGGGCCUGCCCACCCCAUCAAAACCUUUGAAGGGAAAUGGGACAGUCCUAAAGUUUGGUCCUGAUGCACCUUUAUGCGAGUCUAUGGCAUCUGUGCUUAAUAUCAGAGAACAAAAGAGGAAAGUUGAGCAGGGAAUUGUGGCUUGUGCAGAAAAUGGAGAACAGCCUUCAUGUGUCUCUUCAAUGGCGGUCUCAGCGUGCCAAGAAAAUGUAAAUCCUGAAAAUGUGGCACAGAUUCUGCAAAACGAUACACCAGAAUGUUGUAAUGGGCCUACUCCUAUGCAUCCUCUGCAGUGUUACCCUGGUCCACCUUGGGCUUACCCAUGGAGCCAUGGUUGGAAUAAUGUAGCUGCGAUGGCAGCAGGCCGGUGCUCAUCUGAGUUGGUUUAUGGACAGGAUAGCAGUAACCCAAGUUCGGUUCAAUGGGCCUCUGCACCUAUGGUGGCUGCUCCCACCUUUUGCACACCAAGCAUCCCCUUCCCAUAUAUGCAUGCUUCCUAUUGGGGUUGUAUGCCUAAUUGGCCUGCAAGUGCAUGGAAUGCACCAUGGCUUGGGUCUAAUGGUAGCCUUUCAUCAUCGUCCUCCACUAGCAACAGUGGCUGUUCUGGGAAUGGUUCACCAACCUUAGGGAAGCAUUCUAGAGAUGCAAGUGUACAGGGGGAGGAGAAGCUAGAGAAGUGUCUUUGGGUUCCUAAGACACUGAGAAUUGAUGACCCUGAUGAAGCUGCAAAGAGUUCUAUUUGGGCUACUUUGGGUAUUAAGCUGGAUCAGAAUGAACCAAGAACAAAAGGCGGCAUUUUCAAAGCUUUCCAGCCCAAAAUGGAAGACCAAGUUGCAUCAGAUGCAGCACAGGUGUUACAAGCGAACCCUGCAGCUUUGUCUCGCUCUCAGACAUUUCAAGAGGGCACAUAACUGGUCUGUGCGUUGAGUUUUUUUUUUUUUGGUAGAGCUUAUAUCCAUGGUUGACUCAUGCAUACUGGUUGAGCAUUUGUUGUAUAGAGCACAAGGUAGCCGCUUUUUGCAGGUGCUGUCUUUCAUGGCAGUGAUUUAUAUUUGUACUUGGUUUGGAUGAUCAAGCCACCAGAAUCCACAAGGUUGGUGACACCAUCUAAAAUGUUUGAGACUCUAUGCUGUAAAUAGUAGGGGAUAAUUAGUGGUGAGUUUUUUAUAGUGGGGUCUGAUACUUUGCCCAGACUUAUAGAUUCCAGAAUUAGUCUCAUGCAUAUGUAUUGGCUUUGAA
Telopea speciosissima is the source of this 1978-nucleotide messenger RNA. RefSeq names its product cyclic dof factor 2-like. The record is from RefSeq and is a predicted model, not a curated record. NCBI's taxonomy places the organism in Eukaryota, Viridiplantae, Streptophyta, Magnoliopsida, Proteales, Proteaceae. Gene Ontology annotation, biological process: regulation of DNA-templated transcription. The transcript has 2 exons. The coding region runs from base 124 to 1650 and encodes 508 amino acids. Gene Ontology annotation, molecular function: DNA binding; DNA-binding transcription factor activity.